Messenger RNA from Chironomus riparius, 1653 nucleotides. Lineage: Eukaryota; Metazoa; Arthropoda; Insecta; Diptera; Chironomidae. The record is from the annotation of a GenBank genome assembly.
UUAUUUUUUGAUUCAAAUUUAGUAAUCUUGUUUACCAGUUUUGGUCUCGAAGAUUUAUUAUUUUCGUUUAAAACAUAGUUAAACUAAGUGAUCAGAUCAGAUAAAGUGGCUUAUUAUAAGACAGAAUGGAUUUAAGGAAAGCAAUUCUUUUGAAAAAACCACUCCAAGAUUCGUCUUUUAGCUCUUUAAACAGCUCUACAGCAUCAAUGUACGAAUCAGCAGCAGAAGAUUCAGACAGUUCUCUGUAUUAUUCAUUCUCAAAUAAUUCAAUUAAAGAGUUAAACAAUUCUGAAGUUGAAAAUGUCCAAGAUCCAGCUGAUGUCAGUUUAAUAAGUGAAGCCGAUGACAAGGAAAAUACAGUAAUUAUGAAGCACAUUGAUGUACAAAGCAGUCCUGAAGAAGAUAUUAAAAAAGUUGAGGAUAAAAUACCAGAAAAAGAAGAGGAAGUGGAGCAAAUGGAGAUUAAUGAUUCAGUUAUGAAUACAACGUACACAGAAGAAGAUCAAAAAGUUUCAGCCGAUAAACAAAUACCUGAGAUUUCAAAUAGUUUGAUUGUCAUGUCUGAAAAAAGUUUAAUUAUUCCAACAAUUAUCGUCGAGGAUCCAAACGAAAACCUUGUCAAUCCUUUCACAAUGGGCGAAAUUAAUCCAAGCACAAGCACAAGUAGUUCAACUGAAGGUCGCGAAUCGAUCGAAACAGAUAACGUGACAAAGAGAAAAGUCCAGGAAGUAGCAAAAAAGUCAGCAAGUCGAAUUCCAACUCGUUCUCAUCUUUAUUCUCCAAUUCGAAGAAAUUCGCUUGAUAAAAAGUCAAAAAUUAUAACAAAACCAGCUAUUCAGCGCCGAACAGUUUUUGAAACUCGCAGUGCUGCAGUUCAAAAACCAACAACCAUUCAAAAGCCAAAACAACCAGUUAAUCCUCCAGUCCAAAGUAAAAUGGCAGUCCCGAAACCUGUGCUUCAUAAGUGUACAAGUUCUGGCUGUCUUCGUGAAUUUCAUACCGUUAAAUUAUUGGAACAACAUCUCAAAUCGCACAAUUCAGACUCGAGUUCAAGUUCAUCUACUCACUCGACUUUCAAAUGUAAAUGGUGCGACAAGAUAUUUGAACGAAAUAAUGCUCUUACAUUGCACAUGAUUGAUAAAUGCACAAAGAUUACCUUUCCUGAGAAGCGUAAAUUAUUGGCACAGCAAGAUAAGUCGAAUCAAACUAAUGAUAAUAAACGAAGAACUGUUUUUAUGGCACCACCAGCACCAAAAAAGCGAUCACCACGACGCAUUACAACGCAUAACAAAUCUGGAAUUAUGAUUACGCCCAAGAAAACUUUAAAAUGUGAGUGUGGAAAAAAGUUUACGGACGUACUGGAAUUUGCUAAUCAUACGAUAACCCAUAAGUAUGAGAAUGCAUUGAAGCCCCAGCCAACAUAAAUUCAGUCGCUAAGCCACAGAAGAAGGUACAAAUACAGAAAUUUCUUCUCAUUCUUUCAAAAAAUCUUAUAUUUUUAGUAAUGUAAAAACAAUUUAAGCUAGUUUCUUCUUAUACUUCGAUAUAUGCUAAAUUCACUUUCGUUUAAUGUGAUCAAAAAAUAAUAAUAAUAAAAAGAUCCUAUAUUCUCAUAAUAAAAGCCAUGUGAAAAGAAUUUGCAAAUUGACAAUG